UAAAAAAUGAAAAAAGGUAAACCCUAUACUGCAAUCCACACGUCAACCCAUCUUUCUUCGUUCUUUAUUUCUCUUUUCCUCUCUUAUAUUCUUCUCUGUGUUGCCGUCGCCGACCACCGGCACGCCCCCGCCACCACUCUUUCUUUUCCGUCUCAGGAGGCUAUGUUCUUAGCCAAGUUCGAUCGAAUAACAUUUUUUUUUUCAGGCGCAAGAGUUGAUUUUGAGGUGAAGACAGAAAAUCCCACUAAACUGUUCGGUAAGAUUUUGGGACUUGGUUCAAACUUUAGCAUGUUCUUGAUUAAGUAGCUAUGACUGUUAGGUGGCCAAGGCUUUUAACGCCCACACACCUGUCUCAGAUUAUUAGGAAGCAGAAUAAUCCUUUCACAGCUUACCAACUGUUCAAUGAAGCCAAAUGUAGGUAUCCAAAUUAUCAGCACAAUGGUCCUGUGUACGCCGCAAUGAUCAAUAUACUUGGAAACUCGGGCAGAAUUUCCGAGAUGAGGGAAGUGAUAGAUCAGAUGAAAGUUGACUCUUGUCAGUGCAAGGAUUCUAUAUUUUCAUUUGCAAUUAAAACGUAUGCUAGUCAUGGAUUAUUGGAAGAAGGUAUAUCUCUGUUUAAAAGCCUUGGGGGAUUUAACUGUACCGAUAGAACACAAACUUUCAAUACCCUUUUGGAAAUACUCUUGAAUGAAUCUCAGCUCGAUGCUGCUUGUCAGCUUUUUCAGCAGAGUUCAUUUGGUUGGGAAGUGAAAUCCAGGACUCAGUCGUUGAAUUUGCUAAUGCAAUCUCUUUGUCAAAGAGGCCAAUCUGAACUUGCUUUACACGUCUUUAAAGAAAUGGAUUACCAAAGUUGCUAUCCUAAUAGGCUGAGUUAUUUGAUUCUAAUGAAAGGACUUUGUCAAGAUGGUAAGCUUCAUGAGGCCAUCCAUUUGUUGUAUUCCAUGUUCUGGAGGAUUUCUCGAAGGGGUAGUGGUGGGGACAUAGUAAUUUACAGAACCCUUCUGUUUGCUUUGUGUGAUAAUGGAGAGAUUGAGCAAGCUGUGGAAAUACUAGGCAAGAUCUUGAAGAAAGGACUGAAAUCCCCUAAGCGUGCUCAUUACUUGAUUGACCUCAACUACUGCAGGAUUAGCAAGCUCACCGUCACGGAAAUCAAGUGUUUAAUCAAUGAAGCUUUAAUCAAAGGUGGAAUUCCCAGUUCAGAUAGUUACUGUGCCAUGGCUAUCGAUCUAUAUAACGAAAACGAGACUGAUCAGGGAGAUAAAGUUGUUAGCCACAUGCUAGCUAAAGGCUUUUGGCCACCAUCCUCAGUCUAUGAGGCGAAAGCAGCUGCAUUAUGCAAAGAAGGAAAAGUUGAUGAUGCAGUGAAGGUUAUUGAAGAGGAAACGGUGAAGGGAAGUUGUGUUCCAACCGUUGCGUUGUAUAACAUCGUUCUGAACGGUCUUUGUAGGGCGGGCAACUCAACAGUGGCUAUGGAGUUCUUGAAGAAAAUGGUAAAGCAGGUUGGUCUUGUUGCAGACAAGGAAACUUAUAGCACUUUAGUACAUGGUCUUUGUCGUGAAAAUAGGUACAUUGAAGCAUGUAAGUUGUUGGAGGAGAUGGUUAUCAAAUCUCAUUGGCCUUGUUCUAACACAUUCAAUACACUUAUCAGAGGUCUUUGCUCGGUGGGAAAACCAUAUAAAGCAGUGAUGUGCUUGGAAGAAAUGAUUAGCCAAGGCCAAUUGCCUGAACUUUCUGUUUGGAAUGCUUUGGUUUCAUCUUUGUGUUUCAAUGUGGCUGACACUGAUAUGUGGUCUAAGGUCUUACGACAGAUACGAAGUUGUUGAUGUUCUGUGCCAGAGUAUGUACAGUAAGAUAUAAAUCUCAUUUUGGUACCAGAUUUUUACAUUGAUUCAAUACUUUCAAGUAUUCCUAAACUUUAAAAAUAAUCAUUUCGAUCUGGAUUGUUAAUAAUUUAGGUCUGCGGUGUUUUCGCUAGAUGGUCUUUGUUAGUAGUGUCAUCCUCCCCAUUGGCUAUAUGGGUAGGUUGCCCCUCGUUGCUGCGUUCUGUUAGGCUAUGGAUUAUAGGAACAAAUGUAGUUGAGUUAGAUAGCAGGCGGGUUACUUGUUUCACUGUAUCGAGAUGUGAGGUGCAGGUGGUGAUGAUCAUCCUGGGGGUAUGCGCGGGAGCCCUUGAUAGGCACUCUAGGACCUGUCAAUGCUCAUGAAAGUCCAAGUCAAUCAUCCAUUCAUUCAACCGAAGGUGUGGAUAACGAGGCCACCUUUACAGGUAUGCACAGGAGCCCUUGAUAGGUACUCUAAGAUCUACCAACGCUCAUGAAAACUCAAGUCAAUCCUCCAUUCAUUCGACCCAAGUCAAUCCUCCAUUCAUUCGACCAGAGGUGUAGAUAACAAGGCCACCUUUACAACCUUCCCCCUCAUGUCCCUAUGUUGUAAGGUAGGGCGGUUCGCCUGGGUAGCUCAACUACCCCUUAGCUCGGUGCUCAUGACGUGAUCGUUAACAAUUUAAUAGAGUGAUGGCUUUGAAAAUAGGUAGAUUCAUCAGUUGAUGUGAGCAUGUAUUGAAGCUAUACUUUAAAAUUUGUAGCUAGAGCUUGAAGUGCAUUAUUUGAA
Messenger RNA from Cucurbita pepo subsp. pepo (vegetable marrow), 2610 nucleotides. Its product is annotated as Tetratricopeptide repeat (TPR)-like superfamily protein. Gene Ontology annotation, biological process: mitochondrial RNA processing; RNA splicing. Gene Ontology annotation, molecular function: mRNA binding; protein binding. NCBI's taxonomy places the organism in Eukaryota, Viridiplantae, Streptophyta, Magnoliopsida, Cucurbitales, Cucurbitaceae. Gene Ontology annotation, cellular component: mitochondrion. The record is from RefSeq and is a predicted model, not a curated record.